CUAACCAUACCCAGCCUAACUCGGACACCACUCAACAAGAAAACCCAGUAGAUACUGAAAUGACCAUCCCUAUUACUGAACUAGAAAGUAUACAAACCAACACCAAAAUGGAAACAGACAUAGCCUCAACCAUUUCUGCACACCAAGAUAGCUCUAACACACUUACAUACAGCCAAGUGACUAGACAAAACUUAAUCAGCAAUACAAUGCAAAUCGACGAGGACCCAACCCAAAAAUGGCUAGAACACAUACAUAAAGAGCUAACAAGAGAAAUUACACAGCCUUUUGAUAGCAAUACAUGGCACUAUGACAAACUGAUUAUCAGCCUUCAAUCUAGUGAGAGUCUACAAGAUUUCAUCAAAUACAAGAUAGCAACCAAACCUACUCAAAAGCAAAUCCCCCCAGGCAUCUCUGCCAAAUUUAAGCACUUAGACUGGGCAUUUUUCCUUACCUUUACUAGGGCUAAACGCUUUAUACCACAACAUCAAACAGAAUAUGAAGAGAUGUUCUACAGUGCACUACAAAAUUAUAAAAAAGCAAAUCAAAUCACAAUAACUAACAAAGACAUAAGAGAUAGCAUUUAUCAGAAACUUCAGCAAAAGUUAUUUCUUGACUUUAUAAUGAAUACCAAUUUCAACACCUGCCCUCCCAGAUAUAUCACACAACUAAUCAAAUACUACAAGGGAUACAUUAAAGAUACAACGCUAAAUAAAUAUGAAGAAAUUCAAAAGGCAGUCCAAGAGGCCUUCUCUGAAAAACUUCAACAACUACCAAGUCACCCAGAUGAUAUCUCAGAGAAUAUACAACAAAUAUUACCUUUUACUCUACCUAUAAAAAACAAAGCUCAUACUAAGGCAGUGGUUACUGCACUUCAUCGUAUAUACCAAUUUGACCAACUACCCGAGGAGUACUUUGCAAACCUAGACCCCCUUCUAACUAACUUGGCCAAUCUUCAUCCAGCACAUCAACAACAAUAG
Messenger RNA from Ambispora leptoticha, 977 nucleotides. The record is from the annotation of a GenBank genome assembly. Lineage: Eukaryota; Fungi; Glomeromycota; Glomeromycetes; Archaeosporales; Ambisporaceae.